Messenger RNA from Phialemonium atrogriseum, 2003 nucleotides. Its product is annotated as caspase domain-containing protein. NCBI's taxonomy places the organism in Eukaryota, Fungi, Ascomycota, Sordariomycetes, Cephalothecales, Cephalothecaceae. The record is from RefSeq and is a predicted model, not a curated record. Gene Ontology annotation, biological process: proteolysis. The transcript is spliced from 4 exons. The coding region runs from base 150 to 1772 and encodes 540 amino acids. Gene Ontology annotation, molecular function: cysteine-type endopeptidase activity.
CCCGGGCAGUGCCCAACGAUUUGCUGGGUUGGGUAGGGGAAGAAAAGAGGAGGGCAGGGACGAGGGACUUCUUUUUGGAGCUGGGCGCGGGCGAUGCCUGUGAGUGGGUUAAUGCAGCUGACCCGGUUGUCCCCGCAGUAAGAAAUUGAAUGCGCAAGCCUUGCUGCAAACCGAGCACCGCGUAUGCCGCAAUCAAGCUUGGCGUUGGGCGACGUCUGACCGACCAGGGUCACACUCGCUCUUCUUCAUCUUUUAUUUUAUAUUAUUUCAUCCUCCAAGUCGCCGCAUUCCACUGCUGCAUCCGCAUUCCCGGCCUUCCUCACCGUCUCCGAUUCUUCGACCUUCCCAUCACAGCAAUGUCUGGGUACGGAUACCCUGGCCAGGGCGGCCACGGAAGCUAUCAGCAUCCCCCUCCCAACAACUACCCGCCACCGAACUAUCCACCCCAGCAAGGGUACGGCCAGCCCCCGCCAGGACAGUACGGCCAACCCUCACCGGGACAGUACGGUCAACCCUCACCGGGACAGUAUGGCCAGCCGCCGCCGAGGCAGUACGGCCAACCGCCGCCGGGACAGUACAGCCAAACUCCGCCGCCGGGCCAGUACGGCCAACCGCCGCCAGGCCAGUACGGCCAACCGCCGCCAGGCCAGUACAGCCAACCUCCGCCGGGCCAGUACGGUCGGCCCCACGGCCCUCCGCCCCCCGGGCUCGAUCGAUACGGCUAUCCCGUCGGCCCACCUGCGCGCCAGGGCCAGCACGGCUCGGGCUACCAGUCCUCGUACUCGGGCCACUCGCGAAACGCUGCGCCGCCGCCGUCGGGCGCACAGGAGUUUGGCCACGGUGCCCCGCAGGGCUACACCUUUCAGUACAGCAACUGCACGGGCCGACGGCGGGCGCUGCUGAUCGGGAUCAACUACUUUGGCCAGGACGGCGAGCUGCGCGGCUGCAUCAACGACGUGCACAACGUGUCGAAAUUCCUCAUCGAGCGAUACGGCUACCGCCGCGAGGACAUGAUCGAGCUCACCGACGACCAGUCCGACCCGCGCAUGCAGCCCACCAAGGACAACAUCCUGCGCGCCAUGCAGUGGCUGGUCACCGAUGCGCGGCCGAACGAUUCCCUGUUCCUGCAUUAUUCUGGACACGGCGGCCAGACGGAAGAUCUUGACGGCGACGAGGACGACGGCAACGACGAGGUCAUCUACCCCGUCGACUUCCGAAAGGCGGGCCACAUCGUCGACGACCAGAUCCACCAGAUCGUGGUGAAGCCUCUGCAGCCGGGCGUGCGUCUGACGGCCAUCUUCGACUCGUGCCACUCGGGCUCGGUCCUGGACCUGCCGUACAUCUACUCGACCAAGGGCGUCCUCAAGGAGCCCAACCUGGCCAAGGAGGCCGCCUCGGGGCUCUUCGAGGCCUUCUCCGCCUACUCCAGGGGCGACCUCGGCAGCGUCGCCAGUACCCUCUUCAGCUUCGCCAAGACGGCCUACAGCGGCGACGACGCGUACAAGAAGACGGUCCAGACACGCACGUCGCCCGCCGACGUCAUCAUGUGGUCCGGGAGCAAGGACGACCAGACCUCUGCUGAUGCUACCAUCGCAUCGCAGGCUACGGGCGCCAUGUCCUGGGCCUUCAUCUCGGCGAUCACGGAGAACCCCAAGCAGAGCUACGUCGAGUUGCUCAACAGCAUCCGCGGCGUGCUCGAGACCAAGUACACGCAGAAGCCACAGCUGUCCUGCAGCCACCCGCUAGAUACCAAUCUUUUGUUCGUCAUGUGAGACGAAGCUGGAACCCCCUCGGAUUCGGUGGGCUCGGGAGCAUCAUGCGGAGCACGAUGGCUCUCAGGCCGUAAGAGAAGAAUGGAAUCCUUCUCGUUGCAGGUAGACUAUGAAUACAAGCUCUGUGCUGGUGUCAGAAUCAGAAUGCGGACACUCAUUUCAAAUGGGGGUUAUAUCAUGACAGGCCCCAUUAAAAUAGACAACGCAAGUGCAUACACAUGUCCAUCAAAC